GCUUGGUUUGUUUGCUGUUGUUGCUGCUGUUGUUGGAGAAAUUGAGAGAGGGGUUGAGUGCAAGGUUCUGACAUUAUAUCGUUUUUACGUGGUUUUUACAUGCAUUAUUUGGUGAUUGUUCUUUAAACAACCCACCGGACCGGCGGGCGGCCGGCCAUGAUGUCCGGGGAGUCGUACCAGGUGGUGGGGACGGCCAGCCUUGCCGAGCUGGAGGCCGCUCAGGUGGUGGUCUCCGCCCCGCCCGGCGCCGCCCCGCUCCACUACAUCACCGACUCGACACACCCAGCGGACGCCGCCGCUACUCAGUGGUUCGUCGUCGAGGAGUGCUCGCAGGUGCUGACGCCAGCCGAGUCGGACUCAGCCGGCCGCCUGCAGCCCCCGCUGGCCACUCCGUCGUCGGGCGGCGAGCGGUGUCUGGUGUGCCGGGCCGCCCUGGCCGCCGGCUGGCCGGUGCAGACGUGUGUCACCAAGCACGGCCGUAUCGGCUACCUGACCCUGCUGCUGGACAUCCUGGUGCCGGACGGCGAGGUGGCCAGCCUGGCCGCCUGCGGGGACCACGUGUGUGACGCCUGCGCCGCCCUGCUCGAUGCUGUCGACGAGUACAGCCACAAGCUGCGCGGAGCCGAGCAGCGCAUCAGGGACAAGUACAAACUGGGGGCACUGACGGAGGACGUGGGCCACCGCACACCGGCCGGAGCUGCAGUGGCUGUGGAACUGGCAGAUCAGAAGGCUCCGCCACCGCCGCCGGCGCCUCCAGACCAGCACCAGCAGCCGCACAAUCCCCAGGAGCAGCAUCAGGAGCAGACCCAGGAGCCGUCUCAGCUGCAGCAGCAACUGCAGGAGCAGCCUGAACAGCAAAUACAACGGCAGAGCAGCUCGGGGGACCUCCCCACCAAGACAGACUUGCUGGAACAGGCGAUCCGUGAGGAGCGGGUGGACGAUCCGGCCAGGGCCGAGACCGGAGACGCUGAUCACCCUGCCGACGCGGAGGACGGUGCCGGCGGUCGGCGCACCCCGCUCCGCUGCCCGCACUGCUCUCGCCAAAUGAGCUCGGCCGCGCAGCUGGCGGAGCACGCGGCGCAGUGCCGGCCGGCCGGGGAGGCCGCUGCCGCCGCGCCGGAGCGGCCGACCGGCGGCGGGGGCGCGCCGUUUGUCGGGCCGCGCCUCUCCUGCCACUGCGGGCAGAGUUUCGACUCGCCGGCCGAGAUGGCGCAACACCAGAGCACCAGUCACACCGAGGCACGCUUCGUCUGCGAGCACUGCGGAGAGCAGUCGAAAAACCCCAAGGCGUUCGCGGAACACAUGCGUCAGCACGGCGACACGCGUCCGUUCCGCUGCGACGUGUGCUCGAAGCGGUUCACCCUCCUCAGCUCGCUGCGCACCCACCAGCGACUGCACACGGGUGACAAGCCGUACCAGUGCGAGGUGUGCGGGCGCGCGUUCACGCAGCACACGUCCCUACAGAGCCACCGGCGCACACACACCAACCAGAGACCGUACACGUGCGAAGUGUGCCAGCGCGGCUUCAGGGAAAUGCACUCGCUCAAGAAACACAUGCUGAUCCACUCGGGCGAGAAACCAUUCCAGUGUGAGCUCUGUGAGAUGCGGUUCCGUCAGAAGGGUGUCCUUCAGCGCCACAUGCGGACACAUACAGGGGAGCGGCCCUACCGCUGUGAUCAGUGUGAUAGCGCCUUUAUAGACUCGAAUGCCCUGAAGAUGCACAAGAUCCAGCACACGGGCCAGAAGCCGUUCUACUGCGAGCACUGCGGGAAGGGCUUCUCCGACGCAUUCUGGUUCAACAAGCACCAGAUGUACCACAGCGGAGAGCGGCCCUUCAAAUGUGACCUCUGCCCCAAGGCGUUCACCGACGCCCGCAUCCUGCGAACGCACAAGAAGCUGCACUCGGGCGAGCGGCCGUACAUCUGCUACGUGUGUGGCGCCAGGUUCAGCAACUCGUCCCACCUGACGCGCCACAACAACAUCCACACGGGCACGCGGCCGUUCGAGUGCGAGGUCUGCCGCCAGACAUUCCGGGACAAGUCGACCCUGAAGCGGCACAUGCGCACCCACAGCUGCCAGCGCGGCCUCAACUGUCCUGACUGCACGGGCUCGUUCCCGCGCAAGGACGCGCUGCAGGUGCACCGGCGUGUGUCGUGUACGGGCGCGGGGGCGGCUGGCGGCGGGGCGGCGCUGGCGCGCGGCCCCGACCCGCUGGCGCUGGCGGUCAGUGCCGCCGGGCCGCCCGGCUACACGGCCGACAAGGCGCCGCUGUACUCGCUGAAGGAGCUGCCGGCCAGCCAGGUGCUGCAGCUGCAGGGACUGGAGCAGCUGCAGCCGCCGACCCAGCCGCAGCAGCAGACGGAGCAGCAGCAGCCGCACCUGAUGCAGACAUACCAGUGAUGCCGCGGCGGACGGCGGUACACACCCGUGCCUGCGACAAAAUCGCCUCAUUUUCAUCAUGAAGUUCACUAGUGCAUCUAUGCAUUGAAUGCGCAAUUGUGCCCAAACUCAUUCACCGUGAGUGUUCUGGAAGGAUCAUCCAGAGCAGUGAGGCCAUCUUCAUCAUUUGAAUGUUACGUAGUACGCGAAUUAUUUGUAUGGCGUUUUGUGUGUGAUUGUGUAACGGGUGAGCAUUAAAAUUUUGCACAAACUUUGUAUGUCAAUAGAACAUUAAUUGCCUGAUGCCCGUGAAAACAACAACUACCAAGUGAAAGGUUGGGAAAAAUACUUUCUGUUUAUAUGCAAUAUAAGCUGUUUUGCCCUGCCAAUCGUGAACACGGAGCCAAAGAAGAAAGACGCGUUGUUAAAAGGGGUGGCGAAACUUCACGAAAAAAAUCGUGAGCUCGGUAAACCGUUUACCGUAAGGAACUCCGUGGCCGGAAAACCAGGGAUUUUAUACAUCGGGUCCUCUUCAGGAAGAUCCUGAGCAUGUUCGGUUCAACUAAAAAAACAAGUUUCCGUAGAAAAUAAUUGUGUGGCUUGCCGUCAGCGAAAGAGGUGUAUUUUAGCCCUUCUUCUGUCAAAGCGGAGGUGCCCUGGGUGGUCAAAUCUACCGAGAACAGCGCGUGACCAAGAUGUUUGUCCUCUUCAUGGAAGAAAAACAUAGUGGAGACGAAAUUAUGUUCUGGCCGGAACUGGCAUCGUGCCAUUACGCUCGUGAGACGCAAGAGGUGCUCCAUGAGAGCAUACCGUCGAUGCCGAAGGGUGACAGCCAGCCAUGCUGCCCACUGAGUGCAUACAGCUGAGACCCAUGUGGAGCGUCAGUGGUCUAUGAUUAAGGCCAAAACAUACGCAGGAGGCUGGAAAGCGACGGAUGACACCCAGCUCAUUAGGAAAAUCUAGAAGGGCAUCAGCUACACGGACCAAGAAUUAGUGCACAAGAUGAUGAAGGGGGUACCACAGCGCGUGCAACACGCUGCACGUGCAGGAGCCAAUACCUGCGUCCACUAAGCAGCAUGUGAAAGCGGAGGUACAGAUCUCCAGUCUAUGAAAGUUGUACGCUAAUCUGUUGAAUAUAAUGUGAUUUAUAAACAAAUGAAUUUUGUGCAAAAUUUUAGUGCUCACCCGUUAUUUGGCGCGAGUUUUACAAACGCGUCAUUGAGUGAUCUGCAGCAUCGUUGCUGCAUGAAUUGCAUUGUCUGAAUGUUAGGCAAUUGUUGUUCCAUUCGUGGAACUCUGUGCUUUGUGAACCCUAUUGUAUCAACCUAUAUUUUUUUUUACCGAACGAUAUUUUGUAUAAAUACGAUGUUACAGCCAAGA
Messenger RNA from Amphibalanus amphitrite, 3759 nucleotides. RefSeq names its product zinc finger protein 708-like. Gene Ontology annotation, biological process: regulation of transcription by RNA polymerase II. The coding region runs from base 157 to 2400 and encodes 747 amino acids. Gene Ontology annotation, cellular component: nucleus. Gene Ontology annotation, molecular function: RNA polymerase II cis-regulatory region sequence-specific DNA binding; DNA-binding transcription factor activity, RNA polymerase II-specific. NCBI's taxonomy places the organism in Eukaryota, Metazoa, Arthropoda, Thecostraca, Balanomorpha, Balanidae. The transcript has 7 exons. The record is from RefSeq and is a predicted model, not a curated record.